UGUGGUCCGUUUACCCAAUAUCCAAAGGACACUAGUGUAGUUGGGCUGAAACAUUGCAAGAAAGAUAUUCAGGCGCAUUUGACCCGUCUAAAAGUUUGGUCAUCCAGCAGGCGUGGGCAUGUUGAACAUGUUGAAGCUGGCACCAUGGGCAUUGCAUGCAGUGACGUGGUUGAGUACGAAUGGCAGCUCAUUGCGCUUCGAGCAGGAGUGUUCGACUUUGAAUCCCCAGAUCUCGACACUACGAUAUGCCCAGUUCACCGCUACAAGUUGGGCCUUUGCUGGAUUCCGUCAAGAAUGUGUAAACAUCCUCUGCACAAAGCCACUUCCACCAGACGCCCACAAAAAGAUCGUGGCAUUUCAGCAAGCGCAUCCAGGAUGGUGUUCGAGAAGUGGAGAGUUCUUUUGCCUGUUGGUUCUGCUAUUUGUAAAGACUGCGACAAAGAACAGCACAGGCCUCAUCCCUCUUCGAAUAUCUCAACGGAACAGAAGCCUGGCACUUCCUCCGCCUAUGAUGAGCCUCUACCAUGUUCUGGUACAGAGGAAAGUUUUGUGGGUACAGUGAUUGUCGAUAUCGACCUUGAGCAUCAGAGUCGAUCACCAGUAACAUCUGACAGACAACAAGUCAAGUUGGUUUCUGAUGAGAUGGGAGGCAAAGGUGAUGAUAAUUCAUCAAUUUCUUCUGCUGGGUCUACAUGUAUCAUCCAGGGACGUCACCUUUUGUCAUCAAGUAAUGGAGAAUCACCCAGCUCCGAUAAUCUGGAUAAUGGUGAUAAACCACAUGAAUUCGACAUGUCCUGGGCCCCAACUCCAGCGCCAAAGAAUAUGCAUCUUGGCUUCCUCAAUCAGUUUCUGAAGCAAGGGGGAUGUAAUUCAGUUUCAGGACAGCUUCUUCUGCCGCUUGAUGAUGCUUCCUCAAGUACUCUUCGUUAUUACAAAAGGAAGGCAAGGGAAGCGGUUGCUUUAACGUUGCACUGCAUAGCCCCUGGACAAGAAAACGAUCUUAUGUCACUGAUCCAGCCUGCAGUGCCUUCUCCAAUGGCCAAUGAACUGGACAAGGUUGUGGUGAAAUGCUAUAAUGAUGCCUCGUCAUGGUAUAUUAGACGACAGAUAUUGUCCAUUCUUGCUCCACAUAGAACCAAAGAGCAACUAAUGGACAUGAUUCCUGGUCUCACGAAGUACAGGGUAGAUGAAGCCCGUAAACAUGCAAGGGAGGUUGGCCAGGCUCAGCCAGUCGAGGUUGAAGGUGUUACUCGUUCACGCCUUAGUGAAGUGAAGGUCGACCAUUUUCUAGAUUUCAUCUCCCGCCCAGACUUCCUACAAGAUGUUGCAUACGGGACUAAAGUUGUGAAAUUGAGCCACGGUGAAAAGCUUGAAAUCCCCAAGGUUGUACGAACAGUGAUAACAUCAAGAAUAAUUCAGCUUUACCAAGCCUACUGUGAAGAGGUUGCCUUUGAGCCAUUGAGCAGGAGCACACUCUACUCAAUCAUUCAGGUUUGCGCAGCUUCCCAACAGAAAUCUCUUUCUGGUCUUGACAACAUUGCAGCUGAGGGGUCGGAGGCAUUUGAUUCAUUGUUCACCAUUGCAGAAAGUCUUGGUGAUCUUCAGUAUCCAGCUGCUUCUCUUGAGGACCUGAAGAAAAAGAUCCGUUCUUCCAAACAGUAUCUCAAGACAGAUUACAAGUUGCACAUCAGUGAGGCAAACCCGUGUGCAGACCACUGCAUUACCUUUGCUCUGUCAGAUGGACAAACCAAGUGCUCCCAUGACCAUGACUUGGUGUGUGAACGUUGUGAGGAAUUGAAAGAAAUGCUUGAUAUGAUGGAAGUUGCAUUUGAUAACCCAGAAGUGGUUUACAGGUACGAAAAGCAGUUAGAAGAACUGAAGUACGACUUCGAAGCCGGCCGAGAAAAAGUUCUGCAUCUGAAAUCCCAUAUAAUGAGAGCGAAGAACCAAGAGAGAUGCAAAGUUCAGAUUCUUCAAGAGCUGCAACCACAUCAGGCACUAAUAACAAUGGAUUGGGCCAUGAAGUUUCUGCCAACGAAAUAUAGGGAAGCGCAGCAGGAUUGGUUUGGAAAAAAGGGUGUUUCCUGGCAUGUGUCUGCUGUCAUAACUCGUGUUGAGGGGAACGAAUUUCAGAUCCACUGUUACGUCCAUGUCCUGGACCAAUGCAAACAAGACUGGUUCGCAGUAUUCUGUCUUGUGGAAGCCACACUAUUGAAGGUGAAGUUGGAGACACCUACAGUGAAGGACGUAUUCUUACGCUCAGAUAAUGCAGGUUGUUAUCAUAAUGCAUCCUUACUAAUAUCGAUGAAAAACCUGCAACAGAUCACAGGCCUCACUAUCAGGCAAUAUGACUUUUCUGAAGCACAGGCAGGAAAGGACAUCUGCGACAGGAAGAUCGCGCCCAUGAAGUCCCACAUACAACGCUUUGUGUGUGAGGGACAUGAUGUUACUAAUGCAUCUGAGAUGAAGGAUGCGCUGGAGUCAUAUGGUGGUGUCAGAUGCUGCUAUGUUUCUGUUGUGACACUUGCAGCUGGUGCACCUAAGGCUCUGACAUGGCCAGGAAUCACGUCAUUUACCAACUUUCGUUAUGAGGACGGUGGAAUCCGUGUUUGGAAGGCAUACAGUAUUGGUACUGGCGAGUUCUUUCCAUACCCCAAACUGGAGAGCAAGCAAGCUGCUGCAUUAGCUCCAACUGGAGUGACACUCAGUGUGUAUACGCGGCCUAGUGUAGGUGUUGGAGCAAUGAAGGCACAAGGUGAAAUCAACAAGGUGGAAAUCCCGUGCCCUGAAAAUGGAUGUGACCAAUUUUUCAAAUCACAAGAGGACCUGACAGAACAUUUGGCCUAUGGCUCCCACACAAGUGUGACACUCAAGGAAACCGUGAUGGACAAGUUAAAGCGGAAAUGGGCUGGGCGAGUUGGUGCCAUAGCCAAAGUUGGACAACCCUCCGCAUCUGUUGUAGUAAGGAGCAAGACAGAUGCAGAUUCAGAACAAUCUUUGCUUUUUGCAGGCUGGGCUCUUCGAGGACAGAAGACCUCAAGACUGUUUUCUGCAGAAGUGCGGAGAUAUUUGUAUGAGGAAUUUAUGAAAGGUGUGACUGGGUUCAAAGAAAAUCCAACUAACGUUGCAAAGCGCCUGAAGAUGAUGUUUCCCAAGGAUCAGUGGCUGACUUCAACACAGGUCAUGUCCUACUUCAGUCGCCUCUCUGCAAAACAAAAGCAGGGACAGCUUUCAGAAGUAUCAGGCCACUCCGAGGAAGAUGAGGCACAAGAGGAUGCCCAAGAAGAGGUACACCAGGAGACAGUCAAGCGCUACAGUCUUCGUAGAAAGGUUAUGACAGAAGUAGGGAUACUAGUAUAA
Messenger RNA from Lineus longissimus, 3360 nucleotides. RefSeq lists its product as uncharacterized. The transcript has 10 exons. The coding region runs from base 145 to 3360 and encodes 1071 amino acids. The record is from RefSeq and is a predicted model, not a curated record. Lineage: Eukaryota; Metazoa; Nemertea; Pilidiophora; Heteronemertea; Lineidae.